AUGAAUGUCAAAUCAAAAGAAAAUGGUUAUUUCAAAACAAAUAUUAAAAGAACUAGUACGCCUAGAAAGAAAACAGCAGAAGAUUUCGAUUUAGGGUCUUACACAGCUUUAGAGAGAAAUCAGUUUAUAUUUUCUGGUUUAUAUCCCAUCCCGUCAAAGAGUAAAUUUGCACAAUUCAUCCACUAUAUCCGAUUCGUAAUUUUGUACAUGGUCUCUUCGAUUCUCUUCGUUUCAAUGGUUAUUGGACUGGCUGUAGAAGUAAAUAGUCUUUCAGAAGUCACCGAAAUUCUCUACUACCUCGUAACACAAACUGCUUAUCUUAUAAAACUGGUUAACUUUAUGAUAACUCGCUACAAAUUACCAAUAAUGGAAGAACACGUCCAAAACAAAAUCAUCUAUAAAUACUAUCAUAUGUACGGCUCUGAAUGCUUGGAUUCGAUAAGCAGAAUCUGCACCUUCACCGCACACUUUUUCAGAGUGUGUGUUACCACAGAUAUCGUGUUUUAUGUGAUGGUGCCAUUGAUGGACACCGGUCAUAUUUUACCUUUUGCUGGUUGGUACCCACUAGAUAAAGAGAAGUACCGAGGCCUGCUGUUUCUGAUACAGAUGAUAUCUUUUGUCAUCAGUGCAUAUACAAAUAUAUCAAUUGAUAUUUUUACUGCGCAUUAUAUCAGCGUAGCUGUAGGCGAGUUAAGAUUGUUGAAAAUAUGUUUGAUGAAUAUUGAUUAUACAUUGGAAAACAAUGAGAAAAGAAGUGAAAGUGCAAGAAGUGAUGAUUUGGUUGGUGCUUGUUUGGAUGAAGAUGAGGAAGAAUUGCCAAAAUUACCUCCUAGUUCUUUGGAUGAUCUUGUAUUUAUACAUAAGCAUGCAAUUGUACUUAUUAACACAAUUGAAAGUAUUUUUUCGUAUGGAAUAUUUGUGCAGUUUCUGGCAAGUAUGGCGGUUAUAUGCUUGAGUGGAUUUAAUAUGUUGAUGGUACCCAAAGCAAGUGUGGAAUUUAUGCUGUUCCUCUUUUACUGUCUUUGCAUGACGAUGCAAAUGUCAUUCUAUUGUUAUUACGGAAAUGAAGUUAUAUUUGAAAGCAAUUCAAUUGGUGAUGCAUGUUACAUGUCUAAUUGGUAUGAAGGCAAGCAAAAGUUCAAAAAAGUUCUUCUUAUCAUGAUGGAGCGUUCCAAACGAUUAAUAGCGCUCAGCGCUGGAAAAUUCUUCUUUUUGUCUUUGACAACAUUCGUUUUGAUUAUGAAAACAUCUUAUUCGUAUUUCGCUGUUUUGCGUCGUGUUUACCAAAAUAUCUAA
Messenger RNA from Dalotia coriaria, 1296 nucleotides. RefSeq names its product odorant receptor Or1-like. Gene Ontology annotation, cellular component: plasma membrane. Gene Ontology annotation, molecular function: olfactory receptor activity; odorant binding. Bases 1 to 1296 code for a protein of 431 amino acids. Gene Ontology annotation, biological process: sensory perception of smell; detection of chemical stimulus involved in sensory perception of smell. The record is from RefSeq and is a predicted model, not a curated record. NCBI's taxonomy places the organism in Eukaryota, Metazoa, Arthropoda, Insecta, Coleoptera, Staphylinidae. The transcript is spliced from 6 exons.